CCAUGAUAAUAACAUGUUAAGAUAACAUUGACACUGAUAACGGUUCUAAUACUGAUACUGAAUAGUAAUGAUGAUGGUCAGGGUAAUGGUAAUAACAAUGAUAACAAAAAUAUUAGUAAUACUAAAGUUAAAAAUAAUAACAAUGAUGAUAAACAUAAUAACAAUAGCAACAAUAACAACAACACGAACAACAAUGGCAAUAAUGAUUAUAAUAAUAACAGUAAAAAUAGUAAUAAUGAUACUAAAACAAGCAGAAUAAUGAAAAAUAACGCAAAGAACAGUAACAAUACUUGGUGACGGCGAAUCUACAACAUAUCCUGUACUUCCGAGAACAGUUGUUGUGAACAAAGUCUCGUAGUGUUCAUGAAGAGCCAGUUGCAGCUACAGUGUCCAGUCCCGCCUUAGGAUCCUCAGCUGGCGUUUGCAAGGAUGGUGGAGAAGGCGCCGAAGAGGAUUGUGGAAGAAAUGGAGGAAGAGGAGGAAGGGGAGGAGGAAAUAGUGGAAGGCUUAGAGGAGGUAAGGGAAAAUAGAAAGAAAGUUGGUGCAGUGAGUGAGACAGAACUCGGUGGAAAUGGAAGCGAACGCGAUAACGGACGGGUGGAAAUGUCGGAAUGUGGAAACGACGAGUGGCGUUCGAGCGAGGAAAGAUCCCACCAUCAGAAAGGACACGAUGAACAGGUUGGCAACGGAGACCCGACGAACGAAGAACAGAACACAUGCGCUGAGCCAGUAGCCACAACGGAACAGGGAACAGACGCAGACGGAGAACCAGAAGUCACAGCAAAUAGCACCGACGAAAAAUCAGCUGCCACAGAAAAACAAAAUACCCAUGGAGAACCAGUUACGCUAACAGAGAGCACAGUUGAAGAAACAAUUAUGUCUACAGAAAGCACAGUCAAAGAACCAGUUGCGUCAACAGAAAACACAGUUGAAGAACCAGUUACGUCUACAGAAACCAGAGUCAAAGAACCAAUUACGUCAACAGAAAGCACCGUCGAAGAACCAGUUACGUCCAUCGAAAACACAGUCGUAGAACCAGUUACGUUAACAGAAUGCAAAAUCGAAGAACCAGUUACGUCCACGGAAAACACAGUCGUAGAACCAGUUACGUUAACAGAAGGCAAAAUCGAAGAACCAGUUACGUCAACGGAAAGCACAGUCGAAGAGCCAGUUACGUCAACAGAAAGCACAGUCGAAGAACCAGUUACGUCCACCGAAAACACAGUCAUAAAAUCAGUUACGUCAACAGAAAACACAGUCGUAGAACCAGUUACGUUAACAGAAAGCAAAGUCGAAGAACCAGUUACGUUAACGGAAAGCACAGUCGAAGAGCCAGUUACGUCAACAGAAAGCAAAGUCGUAAAAUCAGUUACGUUAACGGAAAGCACAGUCGAAGAACCAGUUACGUCAACAGAAAGCACCGUUGUAAACUUAGUUACGUCAACAGAAAGCACAGUUGAAGAACCAGUUACGUCAACAGAAAGCACCGUCGUAAAAUCAGUUACGUCAACUGAAAGCACAGUCGAAGAACCAGUUACGUCAACAGAAAGCACAGUCGAAGAACCAUUUACGUCAACAGAAAGCACAGUCGAAGAACCAGUUACGUCAACAGAAAGCACCGUCGUAAAAUCAGUUACGUCAACUGAAAGCACAGUCGAAGAACCAGUUACGUCAACAGAAAGCACAGUCAAAAAAACAGUUACGUUAACAGAAAGCCCCGUCGUUGAAUCAGUUACGUCAAAAAAAUACACAGUCGAAGAGCCAGUUACGUCAACGGAAAACACAGUUGAAGAACAAAUUGGCCCAGAGAAAGAAAGCACCCACGAAGAACCCAUAGAAACGCCAGAACAACGCACAGGCUUGGAACCUGACGUUACAGCAGAACAAAGCGCACCCGAAGAACCAAUGGCCACAGUAACUCGAACCACAACAAAGGAACCCCGGAAUGAACACACGGCCGUCGCAGGAAACACUGACGUCGCCGAGAGGGAGGAAUCGUCACCAGAGGACGCAAGGAGGACACGAGGACAAACCGCACCGGAAGCAGAGGUCAAAGGCCAACGGAACGUAGAAAAGGAGACCCUCAACUCCCUUCCGCCGACGAAGGUUCCUCCACCGAAGCCUCCGAGACUCAAACCGAAGCUCCUCAAGACGUCUCGGAAGGAGGGCGCGGAGUCGAGUCCUGCGGAGCUUUCGGAACUUCGAGGACAAGCGCUUCGGGAAGUGGAACGGGGAGAAGAGAAGAGAAGAGAACGGGGAGAAAUUGAAAGGGAAGGGAAGAUUGGAGAUUGGAAUGGCGACGGAGAGGCGAAAACUGAGGACGUAAAUAGGAGAGACGAUCAGAGGAAAGGAAAUACGGAAGAACAGAAAGAAGAGGGGUGGGAGGAAAGCAAAGAGGAAAAAGAGCAGAAGAAAAAAGAAGACAAGGGGAAGAAGAAUCAGGAGGAAGAGAGAGAACAAAGAGAAAAGGGAAUGGAGGGCAGCAAUGAAAAGAAUGUAGAAAAGAACGAAGAGGAAACAAAAAAGAAACUGCAAACGGAAACGACAGAGGAAAUCAAAGAAUCGGAGAGAGAAGAUACAGAAGAGGAAGUCGAAGAAGCCGAAAGAACGGAAGCCACCCGUGGGACAGAGGACGGUGUCGACAGCGAGGAGGAGGACGCGCCGAGGGGAGGGGCGGCGCGCGAGGCCAGUGAGGGCGGUGGCGUGAUGCCUCCCAAGGCGCCGAGUCCUUCGCGGGGCUUCCUGGCUCCCCUGGCGAGGCUGCCGAGGCGUCGAGCUAAGAAGAAGGCCCUCGUCGUCCCCUUCGUCGGUGCCAGGGAGAGUACGCGAGAGGCCUUUUCGGCUGCCUACGAAGAGGAAGCUGUUCCGCAGUCUAAGGUUUGGAAGCCGAAGAAGCCUCCUCGGCCCAGUCUAUGCGAGGCCUCCCAGCGAGACUUGGAAAAGGACCAGGCCCCGUGUGACGAACACCAACUGCCGCUGAGCUUCUACUGCGCCACCUGCAGGGAGGUCAUCUGCCGGGGCUGCAUGGUCGGAACGCACCCGCAAGACCUCCACAGGAUCCUAGACACUGCCGACGCCUUCGCUAAGCUCCGCACCAGCGCCGUCACCCUCCUGCGCCACUACACACUCGUGCAGUCCUUCCACUCGUCCCUCUCCGCCGCCCUCGAGCUCUACAUCGCCAACAACCCAACUAUGACCCACACCGGUAUGGAGAUCGCCGACCGCCUGAAGAUCGAGAGCAGAGAUUACCUGCAGCAGGCGGUGAAGGAGGCGGAGAUCCUGGUGGAGAGCGAGGGAAACCUGCGCCGCCUCAGCACGAAGGUCCGGGAGUGGGAGGAACGACAGGAGGACUGGAGCGGCGUGGUGUUCCUGGCGCUGCGCUCUCAGCUCCUGGCCGGCUAUGCAUCGGCCAGUGAUAAAGUCUUUUUGAGAUUGGGGGACUGGGUGGUAGCUACCCCUUGGAUCUAUCUACGACAUCUUCUAGAACCUUAUCUUCCUGGAAACGAUACCGCUGAUUCUAAACAGACUUCAAAGAGUUCGCAAAGUGUUCGCAAACCGGCCAGCCCCAGAAGCCCGAGUCCCAGAGGGCAUGAAAAGACGUUCCCCCACAAUGCCCGCCAGAUGGUGAUGAACAAUCUCCUGCCUUAUGUAAUCUUCAACCCGGAGAUAAGGUACUUCCUCCAGAUCAGCGACCUGCGCGACACGGAGGUGACGCUGGUGGUGGAGCCCUCCGGCGAGCACAUCCGCGAGUACCUGACGCGGCGCCACCACGCGGCCACGCUUUCGCCCCGGACGCUGCGCAAGACCCGGGCCGGCCUCACCCUCGCCGACGACGCGCUCAACAUCGUCGAGAAGCAGUUCAUGAUGGGGGGGCGUCACAAGUCCCGGCUGGUGGGGUCGUACAUGGCCUUGGAGGGAGGACACGGCGCCGGGGGGAGGGAGACCGGGACCGGCGUGCACCGCAUUGUCAAGGUCAGCUUGCCUGACGUGAAGGUCGUGGACGGCGGGCGCGGCCUCCCUUCCGUCGGCUACAGGAAGAUAAAUCAAGGGGACAUCACGCUCGACUACGACGUCACGGGCAGACCUGUCUUGAGCGUAGCCUUGAGGGACAUCUUCGACGUCUCCGCCUUCCGCCUCGGCCACGUCACGCGGGGUCUCGACGGCCUCACCUACCUCAUCGAGGCCGAAGAGUACCGAAAAGCCGAAAUGUCGGGCCUCCGGGCGAAGAUCCUGGCGACGGUGCGGCGGGAGGAGGAGGCCGUCUACCAGGUCACCCUCGGCAUGGACAUCUGAGUGGCAACGGUCGGGAAAUACAAAGGCAACGAAGGAGAGGCGAAAAGGGACGAGGAAAGUCCGUCAAAUUAGAAGUGCUGAGUGGAACUGAGAGAGAAAGAGAGGAAAAAUAGAAGCAAAAUAAACGGAAUGCCUCUUUCUGAGAACGGGAGAUCUUUCUCAUCUAAAAAUGAUCGAAUCAGCCUUACCUUGCAUUAAUUGUAAACACGUAUCCUAGUGUCACCGAAAGUCAGUCAGUCUCCAAAUAAAUGAAUAUAUAAAACAUUAACUAAAUGUAUAGAUAAAACAAAUCAAAUGACAUAAUAUAUAUACUUUUACGCUCACUUAGAACAGUUCUUCCUGUAUAAUCAGUCAGCUGAUUAGCUGAUAUAAAAUAUUCGGAAAGGUAUUUUUUUACAUUCACACAAAGUAUAUACAUUAUAUAAUUACCUUUUUCCCAUAAAGCAUAAUCAUCUAUGUCAUAACAACCUCAUUCCAAAUGAUGUUAUCGUCUGUUAUGUUUAAGAAUGAAAACUAAUUUAGAUGUGAUUUGUAGUCUAUUUAUUAAAGGUUGCCAAAAAUUA
This is a messenger RNA of Penaeus indicus, 4856 nucleotides long. Its product is annotated as pharyngeal muscle protein 2-like. NCBI's taxonomy places the organism in Eukaryota, Metazoa, Arthropoda, Malacostraca, Decapoda, Penaeidae. Gene Ontology annotation, molecular function: zinc ion binding. The transcript is spliced from 7 exons. Bases 430 to 4293 code for a protein of 1287 amino acids. The record is from RefSeq and is a predicted model, not a curated record.